This is a messenger RNA of Cooperia oncophora, 585 nucleotides long. Lineage: Eukaryota; Metazoa; Nematoda; Chromadorea; Rhabditida; Trichostrongylidae. The record is from the annotation of a GenBank genome assembly.
AUGCGAGCCGUUCUAUUACAGGUGGAGCCCUCACGAAGUACUCACGACGACAAGCAUUUGGAUAGAACGCAAAGUGACCAAGAGGACGAGCAGUUGCUGAAGGAUGUAUCAAAAGAUCACGCUGGGCAUCCAAAUCCUUACGUAGAUCUCGAUCCGGACAAACUACUGGACGCGUAUGGUUUUGGAAGGUACCAAUUCUUUGGCUACUUUCUCUCGGAAUGCUUGAACUUCUUCUACUCGGCGGCGAUGUACGUGAUGCCGUACGUAGAGCCUAAUCCUAUACUCGGUUGUGUUUACAAGAAUAAAUCUUUACCCGUCGAUGAAAGCUGCCAAAUAACGGCUGAUAGCGAAGGAUCGCCGAGUGGAGUAUGCGGUGUAGCUCCAGGGACAAGUCUUACUAUAAAAGACCCGGAAUACUCUACUUCUCUGAUCACAGAAUUUGAUAUCAGCUGUAGUUCAUUUGUGUGGAAAGAGGCUGGACUAACGGCAUUCACCGUCGGUAUGUUCUCUUCUAUUUCCUUAAAAGUCGAAUCGAGCUCUUUAACUUGCUUUGAAAUUAUGAAAAGACGGUAUGGCUUAGUAUAG